This is a messenger RNA of Candidozyma duobushaemuli, 1506 nucleotides long. RefSeq lists its product as uncharacterized. The record is from RefSeq and is a predicted model, not a curated record. Gene Ontology annotation, cellular component: GPI-anchor transamidase complex. The coding region runs from base 1 to 1506 and encodes 501 amino acids. Gene Ontology annotation, biological process: attachment of GPI anchor to protein. The transcript has a single exon. NCBI's taxonomy places the organism in Eukaryota, Fungi, Ascomycota, Pichiomycetes, Serinales, Metschnikowiaceae.
AUGAAGAAAAGCCACGAGUCUGAACCAACCAAGACAGCUCGUAGGUCUGUGGUGUGGAUGAUCUUUGCCUUUGUGCUCUUUCUAGGAGUGCCAAUGUUCAUGUACACCACGAGUACCUAUCGUGCUGUCUUGCCAAUUGAGGACUUGAACCAACGCAGACAAGGGUUCGAAGAGGCCAUUCAAAUCAAGGUUCCUAUUUACUUGAAGAGUGAAAAGGAACUUGAUCUUCAGUCUCUCCAAUCCCAGGUUGACCUUGAAUUACAAAGAAAAUGGGAAGUCAAGGGCAACUGGGGUGUGCAGUUGAUUGCCUCGAAAGAUCACACCCCAGAUGCAUUUAAAGACUACGUGGUGGACAUUGCAUUCGACGGCAAGGACAGCCCAUGCUUGUCCCCUAACUCAAAAGCACUGACUAUUCAUGUGAACUGCAACGACUGUGUGAUAAAAGAGUUGAUCAACUUGUUUGAGAUAAUCUUCAAGGAUGAAGUAGAAUUUGUUAUGAACACGAUCAACAACCUCAGCAAAAAGGGGGGACACCACGAGAUAGCAGUCCCACAUGCAUCCACUUACAAUGUUGUCUUCAAUCUUCUUGUGGAGAAUGGCAUUUCGGUAGACUGGGAGAUAGAGGAAGCAGUCUCUACCAUGCAGCCCAUAUUUGACAUUUUCAAGCAUUAUACCAACUUCAAAGUCAGCUCACAGAUCCAAUACUACAGCAAGCUUCACAGUCCUCCAACUUUCGACAAUACUACCAAUCAGUACGUUGUCCCAACAAAGGAUUUGUCUACCUUCAUCAACUAUGGAGACUGGAACUUGAUCACCCAUGACGUGUACCCUACGAUCAACUUCAUUGUCUUUUUUCCCGCAAGUAACCUGAAGGGUCAUCCGCUUGUUUUGGAGCAUUCGAAUACGAACUCAUUCAUAGUUCCUCAGUGGGGUGGUGUCUACAUCUACAACUCUCCCAUGCCAGUUCUAGAGGACUUCACGUAUACCCUCACAAAGGAAAAAUGGACGCCAAUGUUUGAUACAUUUGCUUCUCAACUCCUCGAGCUUAUUGGCUUACCCAAACAGCCAAAAAGUCUACUAAUGAGAAUCGACUCCUUUCACAGGACCAUGGUUGUCAAGAACCUCAAGCAUUUGUUAGAGAACCUUGCUUCCUUGGUGACUCUUUCCGAGUCAUUGAAUGAAAUCUCAGUUCCAGAGUCCACGCGCUCCCACAUGGUGGAGAGUUUACAAUUCUACAAUGAAGCCUUGAUCGGACUUCGAGAAGGAAACUUCGAUUCCGCAGUUGAGGCUUCUGCCAGGGGUUUAGAGAAUUCUGACAAAGCAUUUUUCGAGAAGGAGAUGGUACAACAAGCGUACUUCCCAAGUGAGCACAAACUUGCAGUUUUCUUACCCUUAUUAGGUCCGCUCGGUGCAAUUGUUUUAUUCGGAUUGCUCGGCGUGAUAAAAGAGCAGAGAGAGGAAAAGAAGGAGAAAGAAGAGAAGCUUCAGCAAAAGAAAGAUUCUUAA